Messenger RNA from Talaromyces rugulosus, 1032 nucleotides. RefSeq lists its product as uncharacterized. Gene Ontology annotation, molecular function: hydrolase activity. The record is from RefSeq and is a predicted model, not a curated record. Lineage: Eukaryota; Fungi; Ascomycota; Eurotiomycetes; Eurotiales; Trichocomaceae. The transcript has a single exon. Bases 1 to 1032 code for a protein of 343 amino acids.
AUGUCCGAGAUCCGUUCCGAAACAUUCACCUCCCCGCGGGGUCCUAUCCACUAUCUGAGCACCGGCCCAACUGACGGGCCGUUGCUCAUUUUCAUCCAUGGUUGGCCGGAGGGCGCUAUGAUUUGGAAACACCAGAUCCAACAUUUCGGCUCUCUCGGCUACUGGUGUGUUUCUCCCGACAUGGCGGGCUAUGGAAAAUCCCUGGCUCCCAGGGGAAAUUGGGCCGACUAUGCGUUGGAGGAGAUCAGCAAGGACAACCUCGCGUUGCUAUCCCACCUUGGCCGCGACCAGGCUGUUUGGAUCGGACACGACUGGGGUGCAGGUGCCGUCUCUGCAUAUGUCUCUCACCAUCCCGAAACUUGCCAGGCAAUGUGCCUCAUGUCUAUUCCGUACCUCUCGGCCACUAAAGGCUUCGAUGCUAUCGUUCAGACUGUUGAUCGACAAAGGUAUCCUGAAGCGGAGUAUCCGUACGGACAGUGGGCUUAUAUGGCCCAUUACAUGAAGCAUGGAGAAGAGGAAGUUCAACUGUUUGACCGGAACCGUAACGGCUUGAAGUUCCUAUCUCUUGGCUUCAUGCCGGGAGGCCCCGAGAGCCUAGAGAGACCCUCUCUAUCCUCGAAGGAGAGUGGAUGGCUUGGAGGAAAAGAUCUUCCUGAUAUCCCUACCGCCAAAAGUACUGGGUUUUUGGACCAGGAUGUCUAUGACUCGUUAGUUGAAGGGUACGAAAAGAACGGUUGGUAUGGGCCAAUCGCCUGGUACAUGAACCACGAAAAGAACCGCGAAUACAGCGAGAAGAAUGUGCCCAAUGGAGGGGAACUGAGGCAGCCGGUGUUGUAUUUUGAAGGAAAGUGGGAUGCGGUGUGCAGCCGCAACGUUUCGAACGAGCUAUUCGAGGAACCGAUGAGGAGGCUUUGCAAGGACCUCACGUAUAUUGAGGUUGAGACGGGGCACUUUGUGGCCCAGGAGAAGCCAAAGGAGGUGAACGACGGUAUUGAGACUUGGCUGAAGGAGAAGAAGAUUGUUCCUCAAUGA